Soboliphyme baturini is the source of this 597-nucleotide messenger RNA. The record is from the annotation of a GenBank genome assembly. Lineage: Eukaryota; Metazoa; Nematoda; Enoplea; Dioctophymatida; Soboliphymatidae.
AUGGACGGCCUUCGUUCGAUGUGUUACUGCGACAGCAGCUACUCUGGCAACGAUUGCACCGAACAAGAUACGAACGAGUGUGUUGAUAAACCGUGCCAUUGGCUCGCUCAAUGCUCCAACACCUUCAACUCUUAUCACUGUACCUGCUUGCCCGGUUUCAAGGGCGACGGUCACAACUGCACAGACAUAAACGAAUGCGAGGCAGACGCGGACGGUAAGCUAUGCCCGGAGCAUUCAACGUGCUGCAAUAUUCCCGGAAGUUACUUUUGCAACUGUUCAGACGGAUUCCGUCCGGUCGGAACACCGCUCGACAAAUGCGUAGAUAUCAACGAGUGCACCGAGAAGCUUCAUCGCUGCAAACAGCAUGAGACCUGUCGCAAUACAGUCGGAUCGUAUUUGUGUGUUUCUGGGUCCAGAAGUUCAUGCCCGGAAGGCUUUUCCGAACAUGCCGGUUCUUGCAUAAAACUGUCCGAAGGCGGCCAGCGCAAGUGCAAAACCGGCAACGACUGUGACCGCAAUGCGGACUGUCUGGAAACGGCGGAGGGCUUCAAGUGCACCUGCAGGAGCGGCUACAUCGGUGACGGCAGAACGUGUCAA